Aspergillus puulaauensis is the source of this 1068-nucleotide messenger RNA. RefSeq lists its product as uncharacterized. The transcript has a single exon. NCBI's taxonomy places the organism in Eukaryota, Fungi, Ascomycota, Eurotiomycetes, Eurotiales, Aspergillaceae. The record is from RefSeq and is a predicted model, not a curated record. Bases 1 to 1068 code for a protein of 355 amino acids.
AUGGUCUCCAGCCCCUUUAUUACCACGGCAGUGCUGGCACUCGCCGCUACGGUCUCUGCACAGUGCGGCUCUGGCACGCCCGAUGCCACCGUUGACGGCGAAGAGGGCGCCUACACUGCCGCCGUGGGUGGAAGCGAGGUCUACUCCGGCGACGACUACUACGCGGCAAUUACUGCCGGUCUCGACGGUAUCAGCUCAGGCCAACGCCUGUCAAUCAUCGCAUCCGGCUCGAUUGGCACUAACGUGAUCGACAUCGACAGCGGCAAGAUCUUCGAGGGCUGCGGCACCAUCGAUGUCCAGGCGAACGAUGGCCGGGGGAACAUUCGGUCGCUGGGCACGCAGGAUGUUCAGAUCCCCUACCUCACCCUGACAGGAAGCCCGUACUUCGGUCUGCACUUCUACGGAGUGAGCGGUCUUUCCCUCGGAGAGAUCACCAUGAACUUGAGCGGCGGUCUCGGGAUCCGCUUCGAACGAGACGAAGCUGCCAACACCGAUGUGUCUAUGGAUGUCAUCAACAUUAGCGGCGCAGGCAGCCACGCUGUGGAAACUUGGAACAUCGACGGCCUCACCAUCAACCAAGUCAUCGCGAAGGACGUCGGCGAGUGUGGUCUGCUCAUCCAGGCCACCACGAAUGCGCAAAUCGGCACCGUGGACGCAGACAACGUAGCAACAGGCACCGGCUACGCAGCCUUCCGCAUGGCCAACCAGAACGGCAGACUUGCAGAUGGCAGCUACGAGACCAACGUGUUCGUCGAGAACGUGAUCGCAAAGGGUGGAGGCCGUGGCGUGUUCUGUGUGUCGGAGUCUGGAGGUGUUGAGAUCGCAAGCGUCGACAUUUCUGACACAGAGAACAACGCGAUUCUCAUUGAGAACUGCUACGGGGUGUCGAUUAAUGGUGGAACUGUCACUGGUGGUGGCGAUAUUCGCCUCUCUGCUCGCGACGAGUUUGAGAUUACCAGCGAUAUUUCGAUCUCUUUGGAGGCUAAUGGAGUGAAUGUCGUUGAGAACCCAUGCGGCGAGAACAUCACUUGGGAUAUCAGCGGCGAUGCCACUCUCGAGACUUGCUAG